AUGCCCGCGACGGAGGCGGAGACAUCAAUCUCUUUGGAGGAAGCGGGAGCGCCGCUGCUCAUGAACGAUUCUACGUAUCUGGUGCGCAGGAUUUCACUGCUCCCGCUUCAUGGCGUCCGUCGUCCUUAUGGGAAUUUGAUUGAGUGGCGACUGAGAAGUGCAGCUGCAAAGCAAGGGAAGGGGACUUACAGGGCAGCAAUUGAUGGAAUGCAGAGCUCGACCGACUGAGGAGUAAUUUGGCGAUGGUGACGGUAGUGCGGCGAGAGCAUUUAGUUAGCUGGCUACUCUACACUAACGGGUUGAAUGUUCCAAAUGUCUCUGGCGUACUCGUGGAUUGUCCUGUCGCUGCUGAACUUGUAAGAGCUAGCUGUGUUCAUGAUCGACAUUCUCGUCCAUCUCUGUCAAACCAUCAACCAUGGACAAAUUCAAGAGUGUUAAGCGAAUGUGCUUUGGUUUUGGAAGGCUGCUCUUACUGUGUGUGUAUAUAUAUCUGUAGCUUAAACAAAAUAUCACCUGUUGGUCUUGAUACGCUUUGCCAACCUCCUCCUGGCACUUGAUGUAGCUGGGGAAAUCCUUUCCAACGAGGAAAUAGAAGAGUACUGGUAAUAGCAAGUGGAGGAUAUAUUGAUAGCUUUCUGACAAUAUAAUGGUUUAGACCUGAUCACUUGAGAC
This is a messenger RNA of Linum tenue, 672 nucleotides long. NCBI's taxonomy places the organism in Eukaryota, Viridiplantae, Streptophyta, Magnoliopsida, Malpighiales, Linaceae. The record is from the annotation of a GenBank genome assembly.